Molecule: messenger RNA, 6291 nt
Organism: Ogataea philodendri
Lineage: Eukaryota; Fungi; Ascomycota; Pichiomycetes; Pichiales; Pichiaceae
Exons: 1
Coding region: 1-6291 (2096 amino acids)
Cellular component (GO): nucleus
Molecular function (GO): ATP binding; nucleic acid binding
Source: RefSeq, a predicted model, not a curated record
AUGUCUUCGAAUUCGCAGUAUAAAUACGACGAGAUGUCGAAUAAGGUUCUCCGUGCGAAUCGGAGACUUAUGGACGACAAGGCUGACGAGUCGGUAUCGACCAACCCGCAGAGCGUGGUUGGAAAAAUUAGCAUGAAGGAUAUGGGAAGUAGAGUGGAAAGAGAAACACAAGAGAUUGUUCCGAAAAAGACCCGAUCUCAAAAGAAAAUCAGCCGUUCAGGCGGUACAAUUUUGAACACCGCGGUUGAAGAGCUCAAUUACGUUCCUACAACACAAAAAUCGCAGCAAGCAUAUGAGGAUAUUCUUGUAUGGUGCUCCAACCAGCUUGGGAGCGACGUUCCAGGAGAUAUUAUCCAGUCGAUGGCCGAUCUUGUUAUAGAGGUUCUGAUGGACGAGAAGACCACGGAUUUGCGUCGUAAGGCCGUUCUGGAGGAAACCAUGGCCAAAAGUCUUGCAGACGAAGAGUUUCAAGAGGUUUUGGAUCUGAGCAAGCAGAUUGACGACUGGAAGCGCGAAGACGAGGGCGAAGAGGGCGAUGCGGUUGUGGAUGAGGAGGAAGGUGAAGAUGAGGAAGAUGAGGAGGAAGAGGAAGAAGAAGAAGAAGAAGAAGAGCCAUUGGACCCAGCUGACAUUCAGGACGACAUUAUCACUCUCACUACCGGACAAUCAUUUAAAGAUGAGAAUUUUGAUAUCAAGCUCAUUGACAAGUUCUGGCUUGCUAGACAGCUCUCGCAAGAAUUCAAAGAUCUCGAUUCUUACAGACACACCGAGCUUUCUGAGACCAUCAACGCUCUUUUAUCGCAACUCGCCAACCAAGAAUUGACGCUCCGCAAGUUUGAAACAAAACUGAUCGAAUUGUUCAACUAUGACUCGAACCCUAUCGUCAACACUCUCACAAGGCAUCCGCUAGAGAUUUACUACGGAAUCAAGCUUUCGCAGGCCUCUGAAAACGAAAAGGCCGACAUAUUUAGCACAAUGUCUUCCCUUGGCCUGGAGGAGGCUGUGAAUUCCUACAAGGGAAUACGAAAGUCAGAGGACGAUCCAUUGCCUUCCAAAAAACAACGUAUAAGCGAAUCUGAAAGCAAAGUUGUCACUCCUCAAACCCCAAGAUAUGUUGAUAUCGAGAGUCUGGUUUUUGAACAAGGAGCACAUUUAAUGACCAACACACAGUUCCAACUUCCCCAAGGGUCUUUUAAGCGCGCAAGAAAAAGCUGGGAAGAAAUCCAUAUACCUCCACCAAAACAGCCCAAGUUUGAGGCUGACGAGAAACUUGUUCCAAUCAGUGAGCUUCCUGAUUGGGCACAGACAGUCUUUCCUUCGAGCGAAACCAAGACUUUGAACAGGGUGCAGUCGAAGGUAUACCCUGUGGCUUUCAAGGGUGACUCUAAUAUUCUAAUGUGUGCUCCUACUGGAGCAGGAAAAACCAACGUUGCCAUGUUGACCGUUCUUCGGACUCUCUCGAAAUAUAUGGACUCUGACGGGACCAUCAGAUUGAACGAUUUCAAGAUUGUUUACAUUGCACCUCUCAAGGCUUUGGUUCAGGAACAGGUGAGAGAGUUCCAAAGAAGAUUGAACCAGUUCAAUAUCACUGUGAACGAGCUUACAGGAGACUCCAACCUUACAAAACACCAGAUUGCUACCACCCAAAUUCUGGUUACCACUCCCGAGAAAUGGGACGUUAUCACACGUAAAAUGGACGACGCUUCGUAUGUUCGUCUGGUCAAGUUGAUCAUUCUUGACGAGGUUCAUUUACUGCACGAUGAGAGAGGUCCUGUUCUGGAGAGCAUUGUUGCUCGUACUUUGAAAGAUUCAGACGAUAAUAACGAAGAUCCCGCCAGAUUGGUUGGAUUGUCUGCUACACUUCCAAAUUACGUGGAUGUGGCUAGGUUCCUUAAAGUUGAGGAAAAAGGAUUGUUCUAUUUCGAUGCUACCUACCGACCAUGUCCUCUGGCCCAGCAGUUUGUUGGUAUCACCGAGAAAAAGUCUUUGAAGAGGUUUCAAGCAAUGUACGAAGUUUGCUACGACAAAGUUGUGGAGAACGUCACCAACGGCCAUCAGGUGAUCAUCUUUGUGCAUUCCAGAAAAGAAACAGAAAAGACUGCGAAAUGGAUGGUUGACAAGUUGAUUGAAACUGAACAAGCUGCUAAUCUUAUCAAAUUUACGCCUGGUGUUCAGGAGAUUUUGCGGACUGAAGCCAACGACGCAAAGAGCGAAGGCUUGAAAAGUGUCCUCCCCAUGGGAUUUGGAAUUCACCAUGCCGGAAUGAACAGAAAGGACAGAUCGACAGCAGAAGAUUUGUUUGCUCAAGGAUAUCUGAAAGUUCUGGUUUCUACGGCCACCUUGGCAUGGGGUGUUAAUCUCCCAGCACACACAGUUAUUAUCAAAGGUACCAAUGUCUACUCUCCACAGAAAGGUACUUGGGUUGAACUCUCUCCACAAGACAUUCUUCAGAUGCUGGGAAGAGCCGGAAGACCCAGAUACGAUACCCACGGUGAAGGAAUCAUCAUCACUAAUCAAGAUGAGGUGAAAUAUUACCUUGCAAUUUUGAAUCAGCAGCUUCCAAUUGAGUCCCAACUGAUCUCCAAGCUGGUUGACAAUCUCAAUGCAGAGAUAGUUUUGGGAUCUGUCCAGAAUUUGCAAGAUUGUAUCAAUUGGAUUGGGUACACUUACUUGUACGUCAGAAUGAUGCAUUCACGCAGCCUUUAUCACGUUGGAGAAGAGUACGAGAAAGAUUUGCAACUCGUCGAGCGCAGACGGGACUUAUCGUAUUCCGCUCUACUUCUUCUCAGAAAGAACGGGUUGAUUAAGUACGAUUACGAGAAGGACUUGAUCGUUCCGACCAACAUGGGCAAAAUCGCAUCUCACUACUACAUCAGUUACAGAAGUAUGCGCAACUACGCCAAGCAGAUGAAUCCCGACAUGACUGAGAUUGAUAUAUUUAGAGUCUUUGCAAGCAGUGAAGAGUUCAAGUACAUUCCUGUUAGACAGGAAGAAAAGAUGGAGAUCAAGAAGCUAAUGGAAAGAGCGCCUAUUCCUGUGAGCGAGUCGAAUGAGGACCCGCUUGCGAAAAUCAGCAUUCUUCUCCAAGCAUACAUUUCGCAGCUUGGACUCGACGGUUUUGCAUUGAUGGCCGAUAUGGUGUAUGUCGUUCAAUCUGCAGGUAGAUUGUUCCGUGCUAUGUUGGAAAUGGCUUUGAAGAAAGGCUGGCCUCGACUUUCUGUUAUGCUUAUUGAUCUGUGCAAGAUCAUUGAGAAACGACUAUGGUUAACCAACUCGUCUUUCAGGCAGUUCCCUGACGUUCCAUUUGAGAUCAUUCAGACAACAGAACGGUCUAUGACUCCAUGGAAGUAUUAUCUCCAGCUGUCUGAUGAAUUUGAAGUUGCGCAGGCCUUGAAAUCCGAACGUCUUGGACGUGUUGGGUUUGAGCUGCUGAAAAAAUUCCCUAAAAUCCAAAUGACAUGCCAAGCUCAACCAAUCACUCCCUCUCUUCUACGCGUUGAGGCCGAGAUCACACCCUCAUGGAAAUGGGACCACCAGGUCCAUGGAUGGAGCGAGCUGUUCAUUCUCUUAGUCGAGGACUGCGAUUCCGAGAAGGUUCUGUACACAACUAACGUUGUUGUUCAGAGCCAGUACAUUGAUCAGCCGCACAUUGUUGACUUUACUGUUCCGUUGAUGGACUCUGGUCAGCCCAACUAUUUUGUCACUCUAAUCAGCAACAAAUGGUUGCACUGUGAAACCAGAGUUCCUAUCCUGUUGACUUCUCUGAAACCACCAAAGAAGUUCCCGGCUCCUACUCCUCUUUUAGACUUUGAUCUUAUUCCAACCACUGAGGUUGGUGAGUUUUCCAAGGUGUUUGAGUUUGAUCACUUUAACAAAUUCCAGUCGCAGGUUUUCGAUUCCAUCUUCAACAACGAAGCAAGCGUUUUGUGUUUCUGUUCGAAGGGAAGCGGCAAAACUGCUGUUGCAGAGUUGGCUUUGUUGAACCACUGGAAGGAGGAAAAGGGCCGAGCUGUUUAUCUUGCUCCAGAACAGCAACAGAUCGACCGGCUCUUCAAACGCUGGAAAACGCUCCUUGGACCACUAUUUGGUGGAAAGGAGAUCAAUAAGCUUACUGGAGAAUUGAGUACUGACCUGAAACUUCUUGGUGGUUCACAUUUGAUUCUCGCUACGCCAGAGCAGUUUGAUCUCGUUUCCCGUCGUUGGCAGCAAAGAAAGAAUGUUCAAUCGAUAGAACUGGUGAUCGCUGACGACUUCCACGCAAUUGGAGUUGAUGCAGUUUAUGAGCUGGUUCUCAGUCGCUUGCGGUUCAUCGCUGUUAACUUGGAAAAAGACAUCAGAUUGGUUAGUUUGGGAUCUUCUUUGGCCAACCCUAGAGACAUUGCAGAAUGGCUGGGUGUUCCGAAACAGCACAUUUUCAACUUUGACUCGAAGGAAAGAGAAUAUCCGUUGGAAGUGAAGUUUCAGCAGUUUGAGACCGCGCACCAUCCGUCGAUGAUUUUGGCCAUGAUUCGUCCAACUUUCAAUGCUAUCAGGGACAACGACAAGGACAGAAAUCUGGUGUUUGUUCCGACCAGGAACCAUUGUGUUGACAUUUCGCAAGAAUUUAUUAGACUUCUGGUGAAGGACGAUUCGAAUUGGCUCAGAACCGAUCUGAAAGCGAUCGAAAAACAUCUGGAGAGAGUGCAGGAUGGUUCGUUAAAAGAAGCUUUGAAGUAUGGUAUUGGGUUCUACUACAACGGUAUGUCUCUUGGAGAUCGGAAUUUGGUCGAAAAACUCUACUCUGCAGGAGCCUUGACUUGUCUAUUGGCAACGAAAGAGACCUGUUCUUGGGCUCCAUCUGCCGAGUUUGUUGCGGUGAUGAGCACUCAAAUCUAUGAAGGAAAAGAACACCGGUAUGUCGAUUACACCAUUAUUGAAAUAUUGGAGAUGGUUGGACUUUCCAGAUCCGAGAAAGCAAAGGCAUUCAUUUUAACCAACGAGGAGAAAAUUACCUUUUACAAGAAGUUCCUUGCCGAGUCUUUGCCAAUCGAAAGUAGUCUCAGUUACUAUCUCCAUGAUGCAUUCGUGAAUGAGAUUAGUACUCGACUGAUUAGAAACAGGCAGGACUGUGUUGACUGGAUUACUUACACCUAUUUCUACAGGCGGUUGCAAAACAAUCCAAGUUUUUAUGGAUUGAAGGAUACCAGUGAGGACAGUAUUUCUGAGUAUCUGUCUGAACUAAUUGAAAACACGUUGAACGAUCUGGUGGAAGGAAAAAUAAUUGAACUUGAAAUUGAUGACGAAGAAGAAGAUGAUGAGGCUGAGGAAGAGGAAUUGGGCGACGAGAUCAAACCGCUCAACGGAUGUAUGAUUUCUGCCUACUACAACAUCUCGUUCGUCACGAUGCAGACAUUUGCGCUCUCGCUCACUAAUAAGACCAAUCUCCGAGGACUACUUGAGAUUGUUGCGUCUGCACACGAGUUUGAAGAUAUUCCGAUUCGGAACCACGAAGACGAUAUUCUGAAGAAGCUGUACAACAGGAUUCCGCUCAGGAGCACGAGCAUUUCGAAUUUUGAGUCGCCAGCGUUCAAAGUGUUCAUUUUGAUUCAGGCCCACCUCUCCAGAGUCAAUCUACCACCAGAUCUUACAAGCGACACGAACACCAUUCUGUCCAAGGUUGUCAACUUGCUUUACGCGGCAAUUGACGUUCUAUCAAGUGAAGGAUACCUGAACGCUCUCUCUGCGAUGGAUCUUACCCAGAUGGUGGUUCAAGCCGUGUGGGCCAACGACAACUCAGUGAAACAAGUUCCAUACUUCACCGACGAAAUUCUGAAAGAGUGCGAGGAAAAGAAGAUCGAAACGGUUUACGAUAUCAUGGCUUUGGAGGACGAUGACAGAGACGAGUUGCUAAGAACGCUGAACGAACGUCAGCUGGGAAAGGUGGCAGAGUUUGUGAACAAGUAUCCAAACCUGGAGCUCUCGUACGAGUUGGACCUUGAGGAACCAAUCAGGGCUAAUGAGCCAAAGGAUAUUGUGAUCAACAUCGAAAGAGACGAGGAAUUGGAAGAUAUCGAUGCGGUUUGUCCUCGAUUCCCUGGCAAAAAAGCCGAAAACUGGUGGAUCGUUAUUGGAGAUCAGAAGAAGAGAGAGCUCUACUCCAUCAAGAAACUCACCAUCAGCGAGCAAUCGCAACAGGUCAAGAUGUCGUUUACAAUUCCCGAAUCCGGAGAGUACAAACUUGGUGUUUGGUGUGUUUGUGAUUCGUAUUUAGACACAGACAAGCAGAUCGAAAUUGGUGUGAAGGUGGAAUAA